Messenger RNA from Suillus plorans, 252 nucleotides. RefSeq lists its product as uncharacterized. The transcript is spliced from 2 exons. The record is from RefSeq and is a predicted model, not a curated record. NCBI's taxonomy places the organism in Eukaryota, Fungi, Basidiomycota, Agaricomycetes, Boletales, Suillaceae. Bases 1 to 252 code for a protein of 83 amino acids.
AUGCUUGGCCAUUGUACAUCUGCAGCCAGCCUUGCUCAUUCGAGGUCUGCAGCCAGUCUUGACCGCUUGAGACCUGCAACUAUUCUUGACCGCUUGAGACCUGCAACUAUUCUUGCCCGCUCUGAACCUGCUGGUCCCUUCUUGAUCGGCAACCAUUCUCCUUCUGGCUCUCCGACCACUGUUCCCUGGCUGGCCAAUCCCAGGUUUCCGGACUUGACCCGCUCCAAGUCUCACACUCUUGCUCGCCCCUGA